Messenger RNA from Rotaria sp. Silwood2, 363 nucleotides. NCBI's taxonomy places the organism in Eukaryota, Metazoa, Rotifera, Eurotatoria, Philodinida, Philodinidae. The record is from the annotation of a GenBank genome assembly.
AUGCUAAACCAUAGAGGCGAGGUGCUCGAUCAAGCAAAGCUUACAGUUGGUAUUUGCAAUUCUUCUUACCAUUAUAAAAUGAAACUGUGUAUUUAUCCAACAUAUGAUUAUACACAUUGUUUAAAUGAUUCAAUUGAAAAUGUAACACAUGCAUUAUGUACAAAAGAAUUUCAAUCAAGACGUUCUUCAUAUUAUUGGUUAUGUAAUGCUCUUGAUUUAUAUUGUCCUGUACAAUGGGAAUACGAUCGAUUGAAUCUUCAAUAUAUAGUUGUAUCGAAACGUAAAAUAGUUAAAUUAAUUGAAAAUAAUAUUGUUCGAGAUUGGGAUGAUCCACGUUUAUAUAUAUUAACUGGAUUGAGAUGA